Penicilliopsis zonata CBS 506.65 is the source of this 1761-nucleotide messenger RNA. RefSeq lists its product as hypothetical. Lineage: Eukaryota; Fungi; Ascomycota; Eurotiomycetes; Eurotiales; Aspergillaceae. Gene Ontology annotation, biological process: glycolytic process; glucose 6-phosphate metabolic process; intracellular glucose homeostasis. Gene Ontology annotation, cellular component: cytosol; mitochondrion. Gene Ontology annotation, molecular function: glucokinase activity; D-glucose binding; ATP binding. The record is from RefSeq and is a predicted model, not a curated record. The transcript is spliced from 2 exons. The coding region runs from base 1 to 1761 and encodes 586 amino acids.
AUGUCUCGCCCGCCCGCCGGGCUUGCCUCCUUCCUGCAACCCCUCCAGCUCUCCGAGGCAACGGUCUACGAUCUCGCCUACCGCUGGUCGACCGCGUAUCGCUCGCUCUUCCACGAGUCCUCGGCGCAGUUCCUGCCCACGCCCAUCACCUCGCUGCCGACCGGCCAUGAGACAGGCCGCUAUCUCGCCGUGUAUGUGGGCGUGUCGUACCUGCGGAUCGCGUUCAUCGAACUCUCUGGAACAGAACAAACAAAGGGCAGGGGAUCGCCAUCGUCAUCGUCAUCGUCAUCGUCAUCGUCAUCGUCAUCACCACUGUCUCGGCUCCGCGCUGGUUGUGGCCCCCGCGUCAAACGUACGCUUGAAAAGGCAUGGUCGAUUGAUACCGAGCUGAAACAGGGUCAUCCGGAGGAUCUGUUUAUGUGGAUCGGUGAUCGGAUUGCGGACGUGGUCAGCGACUCGGUUCGGCCGCUGCGGGCGGAGGAUUGGCCGGCAGAGGUGGUGAUGGGGAUAUCAUUCUGCUUCCCUUUGAUGCAAAAUUCCCCCGAUGAAGCCAUUCUCGCCCCCACAGGCAAAGGAUUCACGCUCUCCUCCAAUCUCAAUCUGAGACAAGCUCUACUGGAUGGAUACGAGAGGCAUACUCGCCGGGAGACUGACGACGACGGCGGCGACGACGAUGACAGUAGUAGUGGUGGUGGUGGUGGUGGUGGUGGUGAUGACCAAGCCCCUAAAAAUGAAACUCAACUCCCCCCGCUGCGUAUCACCGCCAUGGCCAACGACACGGUUGCCAUCUUCCUAUCGCUUGCGUACUCGAUUAGCGCGCUGCCCAACUCGCGUGUCGUCAUGGGCCUCAUGGUCGGUGGGGGGUGCAAUGCCAGCGUACAUAUGCGGAUUUCCGAUCUACACCGGGCAAAAGUCAAGCAUAUCCUUGCGCAAAAUCCGGCCGCGACGCAUGUCCUUGUCAGCACCGAGUGGAGUCUGGCGGACUCGACGCCGCCCCUGCGUGACCUGCGGCUCGUCACGAAAUGGGAUGCUCUGCUUGAUGCCCGUUCUGCCCGUCCGGGAUUCCAGACCUUCGAGUACAUGGUUGCAGGCCACUAUCUCGGCGAGCUAGUCCGCCUGAUCACGUACGAUUACUUUGUCAAUGUGCUCGGUGUGGCGAGGGAGGAGAUGCCCUCAGUGCUUCUGGAGGAACAUGCGCUGACGACCGAGUUCCUCUCUGUGGUGGUCGCUCCGGUGCGUGCGGAUGCAGAACUAACCGCGGCGCUGGAGCGCGAGAUCCCUUCGCCUGCCUCGUCGAGAAGGCGGUCCUUUUGGACGCCCGCGCAUUCGAACGCGUUACGCACGAUCGCCCAUGUGGUCCAGAUCCGGUCGGCGGCUCUCGUGGCUGCGGCGACGGUCGGGCUGCUAGCCGCAACGCAGGAGAUCCGGCUGUCACCGCCAGCCGAGAGUAGCAGCAGUGAGAAUCACUUUCAGCCGGGAGAGCCAGCCCCGCUUGUCUCGGACACGACUUGGCGCCAGGGACCCGAAGAGCUGGUGGUCGCGUUCUGCGGAGGUGUGAUCCAACACUACCCGGGCUACAAGGAGACGGUGCAGAGGUAUCUGGACCGCCUGAUUCUGCGCGGGCCGCAGCACGGCGGACAGAGCAUCUUCAUGCGCGAAGCCAGCGAUGGCGGGAUCGUCGGCGUGGGCGUCCUCGCCGGGACGGUGGAGGGCCGCAUCGAGGGGAUCGUAGGAUCGACAUUAACGAGAUUUAUGAAAUGA